Leptopilina heterotoma is the source of this 13245-nucleotide messenger RNA. It is a transcript of the gene Sdb, whose product is annotated as titin-like. Bases 292 to 12831 code for a protein of 4179 amino acids. Gene Ontology annotation, cellular component: axonemal microtubule; sperm flagellum; centriole. Gene Ontology annotation, molecular function: microtubule binding. The record is from RefSeq and is a predicted model, not a curated record. Gene Ontology annotation, biological process: microtubule anchoring. NCBI's taxonomy places the organism in Eukaryota, Metazoa, Arthropoda, Insecta, Hymenoptera, Figitidae. The transcript is spliced from 6 exons.
CAACACCGGCGAAUUUACCAGGAUUUGCACAAACCUGGUAACAGUUUCAAAUCUGACAUCGUUCAUGCCACAUCGCGUUUUGCCCCAAAUAAAAAUCCACCUGUUCAAUUAAAACAUUUCAUUAUUAAAACAUUACAAUUAAUUUAAAUAUUUAUUAUUUAAUUCUAAAUUAAUUCUAAAUUUACUUGAUUCGAUACAUUUUUAAAAUCUAAAAACGAGUAAGAAACAAAAUUAGUGAAUAUAAAAGUUAAUAUCAGUGUUCGGAUUUUUUUUUAUUUGUGAAGUGUCACAAUGACGAUAAAAAAAGGAAACGUCGGGAAAGGUAAGGGGAAAGAUAUCUCGAAAAGUAAGAAUGAAGUUUCAUCCUCAACAUCAAAAACAAUGGAUUUGACCCGCAAGAGUUCUACUUCAUCAAUGAAACACGAAGUUGUAUCUUCAUCAUCAACCCUACAAGAAUCGAAAAAUGUCACAGCAUCCGAAAAACGAACAAACACCGUUGAAAUGUCAAGUUCAAGUCGUGAAAUAAUAAUGGACGCUGACGGAAAAAUAAUCAAAGUUAUUGAAAAUAAACCAACGACAGUCGUACAAACGGCUUCAACAUCAAAAUCAGGUAAAUCAUCACAAGAUUUAAUAGCCGAUGAACAGAGGCAAUUAGUAAGAGAGAGAAAUGAUAACGAGAGAUCAAAAAUUAUUCAAGACGAAAAAAUCACAUCAACCGAGCAAAGUCAAAUAAUGCACGAAACAAAUGAAUCAUUCGACACGAGUCAAAAUUUUGAUAAAAAUUACCAGAUAUCACGUGUAACGCCAACGAGUUAUUCGAGAUCGAUCGAGAGCAGCGAAUCAAAAAGAAUCAUCACCGAAGGUCACACCAAGGAUGGUCAAACUAUCACCAGCACUAUAAGAAUCGAUCAAUCGGGUCAAAGGGUAGACGAUAACGGACAAGUCACAUCAACGACAAGUCACAAUAUCGACAGUGACAUAACAAUGGACGAUAGCAAGAAAAUAAAUAAAUUAAAUCGAUUAAAAAUUGACGAUUCCAGUUCAACUUCCAGUUUUCAAGAAGAGAAUUUCACUUCACUGAAAGAUUUAAAAGUUUCCUCCGCCGACACAACGGAUUACGUUCGAAGAGAUUCAGACAGAUUAGAUCACAGUCCGGUUCGUUACACGAAACCCGGCGAUUCAACCUGGGACGGGAAAUUUAUCCUCGAGAAACCUGAGAUCAAAAAGAAAACAGUGUCCUACGAUCUUCGCGAUUCUCAAUCGACCGAAUCGACUUCAAAAUUUACAACCGAGAAAAAAAUCGACAUUCAAGACACAAAAUCACAGGAGACAAAUAUUCGAAGCAUCAUUCGAGAUUCACCAUCUCCCACUCGAAGAGUCACGCGACCCGGUGAUUCCACCUGGGACGGUCAUUUCACCUACGAAAAGCCCCAGGAAAAAAGAACCAAUGACCUCACAGUCGUUAGAAAAACAGCAAAACGAAACGAUUCAGUCGAAGUUCAAGACGUUACGGAAGACAGCAAUCUCACCCAAGAAUCACUCUCCUCAUCCUACAUCAUCGAAUACAACACCGAGGGCGACAAGAAAAUCGAAAAAGUCACCUCCGUCUCGGAUGUGAUAAUAGAAGAAGAAGAUGCCCCAACAAGAAAACCAAAAGAAGCGCCAAGAACCUAUCGCCUCGGGGAAUCAACCUGGGACGGUAAAUUCAUCUACGAGAAACCUCUUCCCCAGAAGAGAACUCCCGACAUCCGAAGAGUCGACAAAAGAUCCGAGACUGUCGACAUCAGGGAAGUCACCGAGGACAAUUCAAUCAACGAAGCCGACGUCUCAACCACUUCCUACCUUAUCGAACACACCUCCAGUGACAAGAGUCUAUUCGACGAACGUUCCAAACCCAAGAACGUCAAAACAAUCUUCGUCGAAGUCGAGGGUCAAGAAACUCCCAAACGUCCUCAGAGUCCCGACAAGAGUCGCACUACAAAGCCAGGUUCCUCAACCUGGGACGGUACGUUCGUCAUGGAACGAAGUGAACGAAGUCCAACAACAAAAAGAACACCUGGACCUGAGGAAAAAUAUUCUCCUCAAAAAUACGAUCAAAGAAAAUUCGAGAGCGUACGAAAGAAGAAUAUUAGCGACACUACUCUCGACUUGACCGAGGAUGAAGUCCUACACUCCUCCUUUAUCAUCCAAAAAUCAUCCACCCACGAGAGUUACACAGACUCGAAGAACGAUUUUUCCACCAGCUCAACCGAAACUGUUGUCAUUCAAGACGGUCAGACGAACAUUCUGGACCAAAAUUCGAUCAAACUGCUCACUGGCGACAAAUUCGACAAAUACGAACCUACUGAACAUAAACUAAUGAUCACUAGACCAAGAACCGACGAUUCUCCGGCUCCUGGGCCGGAAAAACGACCAACACCCGAGGAGAGAUCAAUGCGACCCAACAAGCCCGGCUCAUCAACCUGGGACGGAUCAUUCACUUACGAGAAGCCUCUUUCCAAAAAACCCGAUUCGAAAAAACCCGAUUCUAAAGAACCCGAUUCGAAAAGACCCUAUUCGAAAGAACCCGAUUCGAAGAAACCCUAUUCUAAAGAACCCGAUUCUAAAGAACUCGAUUUAUACCCAAAAUCGUCUUUGGACAGAACUACAAAAUUCGACAGUUCAAAUACAACGAGAGAAACAUCAACAUUCGAAUCAAGAACUUAUGAUUCGUCGAAUAUUUCGACAAUCGAUAGGAAUAUUGAUAGAAAUAUUGAUACAAGUACGUACGAGACAAAAAUAGAAAAGUCGCCGAAAGUGCAACCGAGAAGCGAGAAAUUAAAAUCGCCGGAAGAUAAAACGAGUCCUGAUCGAACGACAAAUCGAGCACCACGUCCAACGAAGCCGGGUUCAUCGAAUUGGGAUGGUUCGUUCACCUACGAGAAACCACAGGAAAAACGCCCGUCCGACACCAGAAGACCCAGUGACGAUAGAAAACCUCCUCGUGAAAAAACUCCCAAAUUCGAUAAUUUUAAUACAACAAUUGAAAAAUCAACAUUCGAAUCAAAAACGUACGAUUCAUCGAAUAUUUCAACGUUUGAUACGAAUAUUGAUAAAAAUAUUUCGACAAUUGACACGAAUAUCGAUUCAAGUACAUAUGAGACAACAAAAUUCGAAAAGACCCCAAAAGUGCAACCAAGAACCGAAAAAUCAUUUCCAGAAGAUAAUACAUUGGAUAAAACGAGUCCAGAUCGAACGACAAAUCGAGCACCACGUCCAACAAAGCCGGGUUCAUCAAAUUGGGAUGGUUCGUUCACCUAUGAGAAACCACAGGAAAAGAGACCGAACGAUAAUAGAAGACCUAGUGAUGAGAGAAGAAUACCGAUAAAUCUGGAGAAACAAUAUCCAAAGGAUAAUAACUUACCGGAUACUAUUGAUCGUAGAUCUUCAAUAACUAAGGAUAUUGUUAGUAACACCACUUCGAAACAUGAUGUCAUUGACUCUCAGAAUAUUAUUUCCGAUACUGACAACACAACCGUUACGUCAGAUAUUAUGCAACAGACUUUUGUCAUAGAAAAAUCGUCGAGUUCCAUUGAAGUUCAAGACUUUCGGAAUAUUGUUGACAAUCGUGUUAUUAACGAAUUCACAAAGGAUGUUCGUCAGGAUCAGAGAGAUGUCAGCAAAUCAACGAGGGAAUUUGUCAAUCAAGAACAGUUUAAUAGUAUGGUAGCGCGUGAUGUCGACGAGACAAAAUUCGAAAAGAUCCCGACUUCUGGUCCGCGAUCGCCAAGCGAAUCGCCUCAAAAGGUCUCUCCCGAUCGACCCGGUUAUCCCCGAGGAAUUCCAAAUCUUCGGAGCGAUGACAAACCGAAAUCAAUUCCCGCCGCAGGAAAACCGAGUCGACCACAACGCCGUGAGGAAACUCCACGACAAAUUGGUGAUAAACCCGGACCGAGAAGACCCUCUGACACUAGGACCAAAUCACCGGAAAAACCUCGAGAUUAUAUUUCACCGACAGAGAAAUUACCGAAUAAACAUGAAAAGGAACCGAAACCGCGAAGAGGUGAUCAGAGUCCUGAUUCCUUGGAAAAAGAAGAUAUCAACCCGCAAAAAGUACCGGACGUUAUUGCUAAAAUUCCCCUAAAGGAACAAUGUAUUUGUGAACUUUGCACUUGUGGACGUCAUCGUUGUCCACACAAUAACUUUCCGGAGGAACAUCUGGAGAUUCCGCACGACCAGCCGGUGUAUACAGUAACAUCCUACAAGAAUGACUUUGACGAGAAACAUGUCGAGAGGCAGACAUUUUAUCGACAGGAGGAUCAUUUGCAUAUGGAGGGCGAUUUCCUUGGUGAAAGACGAACUGAUUACGUUGCAACUCAUGGCGAGAGACUUCCAAUCAAGAAGCCUGAAGACCAUCUUAAACCGGAAGGAGAUUUUAUCGGUCGUCCCAAGGAAGAGGCACCCAAGUAUGGCGAACGUGCUCCCAUUAAGAAGCCAAAAGAUAAUCUGAAACCAGAAGGUGAAUUUAUUGGCAGGCCCAAGCAAGAAGCGCCAACUCAUGGCGAACGAGCGCCUAUUAAAAGACCCGAGGACAACUUGCGUCCUGAAGGAGAAUUUGAUAGUCUGACAACCACAGAGCUGGUUUUCACCGGGAUUUCCGGCGAAAGGCCAAGCCCUGCACGUCGCAACACCUACACAAAAGUUGAGGGAGAAUUCACUGACGAGACAACAUCGCGAACUGAAUUUAUCGAUCAUCGAACUGUUCAACGUGCCGAGAUCAUCCGACAAGUUGAUAAUCUAACAAUCGGAGAGGGAGAAUUCACGGGAACCUCUCACGUGAAGGAAGACUUUCACACCUACGAUGUCGUUAAGCGGGAACCAGAGAGACGACCAACGUGGACCACGGACGACGUUGAUAAAUAUUACGGGCGAACUGAUAUCACGGAAAAUAUAUCAACAACAACUCACGAAGAGUUUCACAAUUUCGAUCAAACGGAUUAUCGAAGUACUCUUGUCAUUCGACGGGAUGAUAAUUUAAAACCAGAGGGACCUUUCGAGGGAGUAUCAAAAACGAGAGAAGAUUUUGUGCCUAUGAUAACAGAGAGACCAAUUCCACAAAAGCCGAAGGAUAAUUUAAAACCCAAGGGUCCUUUUGAGGGCAAACCAAAGGACGAUUACACGCCGAAGCGUGUCGAGCGACCGGAAGUGAAAAAACCCCGUGAUAAUCUAAAACCCGAGGGUCCUUUCGAGGGAAAGCCCAAAGACGACUACAAACCAACGAAAGGAGAUCGAGCUGACGUUAAAAGACCACAAGACAAUCUUCGACCCGAAGGACCAUUCGAAGCGAGACCUAAGGACGACUACAAACCGACUGUAGGUGAUCGGGCGGAUGUUAAAAGACCGGUGGAUAAUUUAAAACCUGAAGGUCCAUUCGAAGGAAAGCCGAAGGAUAAAUACACGCCUGGAGAACGAAGAACGCCCAUCAAGCCUGAAGACAAUCUUCGUCCAGAAGGAGAUUUCGAAAGACCGCAACCGCAACUCUAUGGUCCUGGAGAUCGUGCACCAAUUGUCCGUCACCCUGACAAUCUGUUCCCGAAGGGCGAUUUUCCUGAUCGAGAACGACAACCAUUCAAGCCAGCGGAACGCAGAACGCCCAUCAAGCCUGAAGACAAUCUUCGUCCAGAAGGAGAUUUCGAAAGACCGCAACCGCAACUCUAUGGUCCUGGAGAUCGUGCACCAAUUGUCCGUCAUCCUGACAAUCUAUUUCCGAAGGGCGAUUUUCCGGAUCGUGAACGACAGCCGUUCACUCCAGCCGAACGAAGAAAACCUGUAAAACCAGAGGACAAUUUACACCCUGAAGGCGAUUUCGAAGGAAAGCCGAAAAAUGAUUACCAACCGAAAAGAGCAGAACGACCGGAAGUCAAACGUCCUGAAGAUAACUUAAAACCGGAAGGUGUCUUCGAGGUGAGACCGAAAGAUGAUUUCAAACCCACAAAAGGCGAUCGGGCGGAUGUAAAAAGACCGGUGGACAAUUUGAAACCAGAAGGUCCAUUUGAAGGAAGACCAAAGGAUGAUUAUAUGCCGAAAAAAGCCGAUCGACCGGAAGUUAAGAAACCUGUCGAUAAUUUGAGACCAGAAGGUGAUUUCGAAGAUCGGCCUAAAGACAAAUUUACUCCUGCCGAACGAAGAACGCCCAUCAAGCCAGAAGACAAUCUCCGUCCCGAAGGAGACUUCGAGAGACCUCAACCACAACCCUACGGUCCUGGAGAUCGAGCACCGAUUGUCCGUCAUCCUGACAAUCUAUUUCCGAAAGGCGACUUCCCAGAUCGGGAACGUCAACCGUUCACUCCAGCCGAACGUAGGAAACCUGUAAAACCAGAGGACAAUUUAUAUCCCGAGGGAGAUUUCGAAGGAAAACCGAAGAAUGAUUACCUACCGAAAAGAGCAGAACGACCGGAAGUCAAACGUCCUGAAGAUAACUUGAAACCGGAAGGUGUCUUCGAGGUGAGACCCAAAGAUGACUACAAACCGACAAAAGGUGACAGGGCGGAUGUCAAGAAACCGAAGGAUAAUCUGAGACCAGAAGGACCGUUUGAAGGAAGACCUAAAGAUGAUUUCAAGCCCACGAAAGGCGAUCGAGCGGAUGUUAAAAGACCGGUGGACAAUUUGAAACCAGAAGGUCCAUUCGAGGGAAGACCAAAGGAUGAUUAUAAGCCGAAAAAAGCCGAUCGACCGGAAGUUAAGAAACCGGUGGACAAUUUGAGACCAGAAGGUGAUUUCGAAGAUCGGCCCAAAGACAAGUUUACUCCUGCCGAACGAAGAACGCCCAUCAAGCCAGAAGACAAUCUUCGUCCCGAAGGGGACUUCGAGAGACCGGAACCGCAACCCUACGGUCCUGGAGAUCGAGCACCGAUUGUCCGUCAUCCUGACAAUUUAUUCCCGAAAGGCGACUUCCCAGAUCGGGAACGUCAACCGUUCACUCCAGCCGAACGUAGGAAGCCUGUAAAACCAGAAGAUAAUUUACAUCCAGAAGGUGAAUUCCCCGAUCGUGAGCGUCAACCAUUCACUCCUGCCGAGCGAAGAACACCCAUCAAACCAGAAGACAAUCUUCGACCCGAAGGUGAUUUCGAGAGACCACAACCUCAACCAUACGGACCCGGAGACCGUGCACCAAUUGUCCAUCACCCCGACAACUUAUUCCCAAAAGGCGACUUCCCAGAUCGUGAAAAACAACCAUUCACUCCCGCAGAACGACGAACUCCAAUCAAACCCGACGAUAAUCUUCGCCCCGAAGGCGAUUUCGUCGACAAACCUCGAGAGAAAUUCGUCCCCGCCGAAAGACGUCAACCCAUCAAACAUCCCGACAACCUCCAACCCGAAGGAAACUUCACUCGAUCAACACCCACACCAUACGCUCCCGGAGACCGAGCACCAAUUGUCCGCCACCCCGACAAUCUCUUCCCGGAAGGUGAAUUCCCCGACAGGGAAAAGCAACCAUUCACUCCCGCCGAGCGACGAACUCCUAUCAAACCCGACGACAAUCUCCGUCCCGAAGGAGAUUUCCAGGGAAAACCAAAAGACGACUUCAAACCAACGAAGGGCGAUCGAGUUCCGGUUAAAAAGCCGAAAGACAAUCUCAAACCCGAAGGUAAAUUCGAACGUCCGGAAAAAACACCGGUUAAACCCGCUGAACGACGUUCUCCAAUCAAGCACCCAGACAAUCUCAAACCAGAAGGCGAAUUCGUACGACCGGAUCAUGAAGAAUUCCAACCAGCCGAACGUCCUACGGUCAAGAAACCCAAGGACAACUUGAAGCCAGAAGGCGAUUUUGAGAGACCACAAACUGAGAAAUUCAGUCCUGCCGAGAAACGAACGCCUAUAAAGCAAAAAGACAAUCUCAAACCCGAAGGUCCUUUCGAAGGUCGGCCUAAGGACGAUUUCAAACCAUGUCGAGGGGAACGAAUGGACAUUGUCAGACGAACUGACAAUUUACACCUGGAGGGCGAUAUCGAGACGUCUAGAACUCGCGACGAUUAUACCAAUUUUCUAGUACGAGAAAGAGUCGAAGUUACCAAAUACGAGGAUAAUUUACGAAUGGAAGGCGAAUUUACAGACACUAGAACUCGUGAUGAUUUCAAGGUGGUGCGUGGAGAACGAGUUGAUAUCGUAAUACACGAGGACAAUCUCAAACCCGAGGGACCUUUCGACGCUCGACCAAAAGAUGACUACACUCCAAAGAGAGUCGAUCGACCGGAAAUUAAGAAGCCACAGGAUAAUUUGAAACCAGAGGGUACAUUUGAACGACCGGAGCAAAAACCGUUCAGACCGGCCGAAAAGCGGGUUCCAAUCAAGCCUGAGGAUAAUCUAAAACCCGAGGGUGAAUUUACAGUUCGUCCAAAAGAGGAAGCACCGAAGAAAGGCGAUCGUGCGGAUAUAAAGAAACCAAAAGAUAACUUGAAACCAGAAGGAACUUUCGAGCGUCCAGAAAAGAGUACCGUUGGUCCCGGAGAACGACGCACGCCGAUUCGUCAUCCAGACAACUUGAAACCCGAGGGCGAUUUCACCGAUCGUCCUAGAAAAGAAGCACCAACCAAGGGCGAUCGUGCCGAAAUUAAGAAGCCGAAGGACAAUCUUCGUCCAGAAGGUACUUUCGAACGACCCGAGAAAUCUCCGGUCGGUCCCGCAGAACGUAGAACACCGAUUCGUCAUUCAGACAAUCUUAAACCAGAAGGCGAUUUCGAACGACCGGAUCAUCAAGAAUUCAGACCUGCAGAGCGUCCGAAGGUUAAGAAACCAAAGGACAAUUUGAAACCCGAAGGAGAAUUCACCACACGUCCUCGGGAGGAAGCGCCGAAGAAGGGCGAUCGGGCAGAAGUGAAGAAACCUAAAGACAAUCUGAAACCGGAAGGAACUUUCGAACGUCCGGAAAAAUCUCCUGUUGGUCCAGCUGAACGAAGAACACCGAUUCGUCAUCCAGACAAUCUAAAAACAGAAGGUGAAUUCGAAAGACCAGAACAUACAGAAUUCAGACCUGCAGAGCGUCCGAAGGUUAAGAAACCAAAGGACAACUUGAAACCAGAAGGAACUUUCGAGCGUCCAGAAAAGAGUCCCGUUGGUCCCGGAGAACGACGCACGCCUAUUCGUCAUCCAGAUAAUCUUAAACCAGAGGGUGAUUUCCCUUGUCGUCCAAAGGAGGAAGCACCGAAACGAGGCGAUCGGGCGGACAUCAAGAAACCCAAGGACAAUCUCAAAGUGGAAGGUGAAUUCGACCGACCACAAAAAACAUCCGUCAAACCAGCUGAAAAACGCACACCGAUCAAGCACUCUGAUAAUCUAAAACCUGAGGGUCCGUUUGAGGGAAGACCCAAAGAUGACUACGUGGUCGUGCGGGGUGAACGAGCUGACAUCGUCAAGCAUACCGACAAUCUUCACAUGGAAGGUGAUAUCCAAACAAUCCGCUCACGCGAUGACUAUACAAACUUCCUGGUUCGAGAACGAGUCGAAAUAACCAAAUAUCAGGAUAAUUUGCGAAUGGAAGGCGAAUUUACGGACACUAGAACUCGUGAUGACUACCAAGUGACACGAGGCGAGCGAAUCGAUGUUGUUAAGCACGAGGACAAUCUUCGACCAGAAGGUGAUUUUGUCAGACCCAAGAAAACACCGGUAGGACCUGCCGAACGUCGUACACCAAUUAAACCCGAGGACAACUUAAAACCAGAGGGUGAAUUCGUCGGUCGCCCGAAACAGGAAGCACCCAAGAAAGGUGAACGAGCGGACGUGAAGAAACCAAGAGACAAUCUUUACCCUGAAGGAGAAUUCGAUCGUCCAGUUAAGAAACCCGUUGGACCGGGUGAGAAGAGAACGCCAAUCAAACAUCCGGAUAAUCUGAAACCCGAAGGAGAAUUCACAGGAAGACCGAGAGAUGAUUCACCGAAGAAGGGCGAUCGUGCUCCAAUCAAGAAACCAGCGGACAAUCUUCAUCCCGAGGGUGACUUUGUACGUCCCACGAAAUCUCCAAUUGGUCCCGGUGAACGGCGAACGCCUAUCAGACACGCUGAUAACUUAUUCCCUGAGGGUGAUUUCGAGAGACCGGAGAAAUCUCCAAUAUCGCCGGCCGAGAGACGAACUCCAAUUCGACCGGAGGAUAAUCUCCAUCCCGAAGGUACGUUCACCGGGAAACCAAAGAACGACUUUACCCCGAAACGCGUGGACCGUCCGGUUCAAAAGAAACCCAAGGACAAUCUCAAACCAGAAGGUGACUUUAUCGGCAAGCCGAAGGACGAUUACAAACCCACAAGAGGAGAACGAAGUCAAGUCGUCAUCCACAAGGAUAAUCUUCGAAUGGAAGGGGAAAUUGAAACCCAUCGGACUAGUGACGAUUACACGAUUACCAGAGGCGAUCGAGUGGAUGUCGUUCGUCAUGAGGAUAAUUUACGAAUCGAGGGUGAAUUCGUCGAUAUUAAACGACGUGACGAUUACAAUGUCACCAGAACCGAGAGAAUUCAAGUCGUUCGACACGAGGACAACCUACGACCCGAGGGAGAUUUCCAACGUCCCGAAAAGAAACCAGUUGGUCCAGCCGAACGAAGAACACCUAUCAAACAUCCAGACAAUUUGAAACCAGAAGGAACUUUCGACCGUCCAGAAAAGAGUCCAGUUGGUCCCGGAGAACGUCGCACGCCGAUUCGUCACCCAGACAAUUUGAAACCCGAGGGUGAAUUUACAGUUCGUCCUCGGGAAGAAGCGCCGAAGAAAGGCGAUCGUGCGGAUAUAAAGAAACCUAAAGAUAAUCUUAAACCGGAAGGAAGUUUCGAUCGUCCAGAGAAGAGUCCCGUUGGUCCCGGAGAACGUCGCACGCCAAUCCGCCAUCCAGACAACUUGAAACCCGAGGGCGAUUUCACCGAAUAUCCAAGAAAAGAAGCACCGACCAAGGGCGAUCGAGCCGAAAUUAAGAAACCAAAGGACAAUCUUCGUCCAGAAGGUACUUUUGAUCGACCGUCAAAAUCUCCGAUUGGUCCCGGAGAAAGACGAACCCCAAUUCGUCACUCCGAUAACCUAAAGGUCGAAGGCGAUUUCGCAAAACCUUAUCGCACAGAAUACGUUCCAUCCGAACGUCCAAAACAGAAGAAACCUCAGGACAAUCUUCAUCCAGAGGGUCAAUUCUACAUCGUUCCAAAGGACGAUUUCGUUCCCAAACGAGCAGACCGGGCUCCAGUGCGCAAACCCGAGGACAAUCUCAAAUCAGAAGGCGACAUGCAAAUCACAACCGCCUCUCAUGACGACUACAAAAAACACACCAGAGGCGACCGAGUCGAAAUACGUCGCCACGAGGAUCAUCUCCGAAUGGAGGGAGAAAUGGACGUUCGUCGUUCGCGAGACGAUUACAAAAACAUCACAAAAGUCGAACGAAUCAACAUUCGAAAGCACGAGGACAAUUUAAGAAUAGAAGGCGAAUUCGUCGACGUUCGCCGAAAAGACGACUAUCAUCAUCACACAACUGUCGAACGAGCUCCAAUCAAAAAACACCCAGACAAUCUCAAACCCGAGGGGACCUUCGAACGUCCCGAAAAAUCCCCCACUGGUCCCGGUGAACGCAGAUCUCCAAUCAAACACCCAGAUAAUCUAAAACCCGAAGGCGACUUCGCCGUUCGUCCACGAGACUACACGCCAACUCGCGCCGAACGAAGAGAAAUCGUCCGUCACGAAGACAACCUCCGCCUCAACACUGGCACCAUGGAGUCAAAAACAAUAAAUCGCGAUUCCUACACAACAAAAACCGACUCAAGAGAACUCGUUUCCAACGGAACCAGGAAUCGCCACAACGAAUCCUCGAUAAAUCUCAGUGACGAUCACUUGACUAGAAACCAGAAUUACAACACCUACACGAAACGCUCAAGCAAGGAGACAAUAGAAUACUUGAAAGACUCCGAUCACAGAAACACCUCAUCAAACCAGGUCAUUCGACCUUCGAGUAGACAAAGGGACGAUCGCUACUCCGACGACUACGACUACAACCGAAGAAGCGAAAAACUGCACAAAUCACAAAUACGCGAAGAGAAGCAGUAUUCAGAAGUCGAUCGCCAUCACGAGCACAACAAACGCGACUACGUCAACUCCCAACACUUGGAAUCAAAAACAAGCAGUCAAUCUCGACAAUCAAAAUUAACCCAACAAACCAUAGCCAGUCAAGCCCGUUACAAUGCGAAUCAAGCCAGCAGCAGCGAAUUCAAACAAACCAUAAGCGGACAAGACCGCCACCAAGAGUCCCUCACCAAAACCACCCACCAUCGAAAGAACAUAAUUUCCUCCUCAUCCGCCGACGUCUGUAACGCCGUCCUUCACCGUCGUGGCGUCGUCUCCUCAACCGAAGCCCUCCACACAAUCUCCUCAACAGCCGCCGAUCAACGUAAAAGUCUCUCGAAUCUCGCCGAAAGUGGUCAAUUCAUCAGCAAUUCAUCGCAAAGCAGCGAUCGCAAGAGUCUCACAUCCCUUCAUCGAAGCAACAAGGAAGUCAAUCCCUGGGCAUCAUCAUCCUACGAACGACCACAACGCAUCGUACGUCAUCAAGAUAAUUUGACCGUCGGUGGGAAAUUUUACUCCCACAGCGAGGGUCGUAGUUAUGGAAAUUUCUCCAAUCAACAAAAAGUAGAACGAAUUCAAAAGCAAUCGAACGUAUCACACAUUAGUUUAGGUGAUUCAUCAUCAUUGAAUUCGAGUAUGUAUAAAAAAGAAUACGUACCCAGAAAUCGAGGGCCAUGUCCCGCUGCUCUUCUCGAGGCAAAGAAAGUUCCAUUUAAGCACACACGCGAUACUCAAAAACACAAAUUCUACAUGCCCUUGAUUUCCAAUUAGAAAAACGUACAUAUUCUUCUCCUCGCGCAUCCUUUUGAUAAAAAAAAAAAUUGGCUGUGAACUACCAGCUGCGAUUUUCCUUUUCUUUUCAGUUCCACCAGAACGAUGCCUUGAUUUCCAUUUCUGAAAAAAUCAAAAAUAUUUAGUAUUUAGAUAAAAAAAAAAGUAUAUCAGAAAUAUUUAUUAAUACUUAAGUGAAGAAAUCGAUUGUUUCUUACAUUCAAUACAAGCAAAUUUAUUGAAUUUAAUAUUAAUAGCAAAAACUAGCAAAUGAUACGCGUGGAACGCGGUAUUCCAUUUAUUAUUAUUUUGUAAAUUAAACAAAUUUUAUAUUUUCAAGAAUAAACUUCAAUUUUUGAAUAACUACAGAUUGAAAAUUUAAAGAAUUAACUUUUUAAGUACAGAAUAUUAAAU